GAAGAAGAAGGGGGCGGAGAGAGGCAUCGGGGGGGGCGGCGGGGAGGCCGGCAACCUGCAGCCCCCCGACCGCCCACGGAACUGAUUUGGUUUGGAGUAGUGACCUUCCUCUUCUUGUACUUUACAAUGAUGGAAGCCCGAGUCUUCUUGUGAAGGAUGCCCUUGUGAGUGAGAACUUGGUCACUGUAGCUGAAGCUGUAAAUAUCGGCUGACUGCCCGUCUUCCUGUCUAAACUGCACUUCAUGUAGACCUGAGGAUUAACACUGCUAACACAUCCACCUGUGCUGAGCCUCAUUCCUGUUAACUGGAUAGCACUGCCAAGACAUCGUGAACGGCGGAGCAAGAAGUUGGGGUUUGGAUUUUUUUUUUUUUUUAAAGAUGAACCCGUGUCUGUAGAGAUGAUUUACAGUUGGGUCACACUGGAGCUGACUGAAUGAAACUAUGGGCUGUGCCUCAGGCAAGCAUGUUUCCACUGUUCAAAACGAAGAGGAAGCCCAGAAAGGAAAAAACUACCAGAAUGGAGACGUAUUUGGCGAUGAGUAUAGAAUCAAACCUGUGGAAGAGGUCAAAUACAUGAAAAAUGGAGCAGAAGAUGAACAGAAAGUAGCAGUCAGGAACCAAGAAAACUUGGAAAAAAGUGCCAGUACAAAUGUAAGACUUAAACCUACUAAAGAGGUUCCCGGAUUGGUCCAUCAACCCAGAACAAACAUGCACAUCUCUGAAAGCCAACAAGAAUUCUUCAGAAUGCUGGAUGAAAAAAUUGAAAAGGGUCGCGAUUACUGUUCAGAAGAGGAGGAUGUCACAUAGUGCCAAUUCUGCCAGUCAGAACAGGAGUUACUACUGUGUAAAUAGAUUGCAGCCCAGUCAAGGUCUUUGGGAAGGUCUUCUCCAGGGAACAGCACUACAUAACAAAAGAAGAUCGUUUCCAUAUUGUAUGCCCUCAUUAAAUUACAGUGUUUCUUAACGAACUUGCAAAGGAAUAUGGUUAAGAACUAUUAUGGAACUGUCUUUGUUGCUGCUAGUUAAAACUUGUUGCAACUCUUCACUUCUCUGUGUCCAGGUAUGCAGCAAAACUCUUAAAUAUCACCUUAAAGACACUAUUGAUUUUACAGAGGCUGCCCGGCCUAUUUUCUAUCAGAUGAGGUAGUGGCAUAUAAGAAAGGAAACUUCCAUUCUAGACGUCCGAGCUCCUAAGACACACUCUCCCCCCUUAAGCUGUUUGUCGGUCCCAGAAUCGGAAUACGUAGCCUUACUGGCGAUUUUGAGCUUUGUAGAUGGGACGGUUGCUAAGGCGGGCCUCGUUUCUCUGCUCAGAAGAAACGGUAAACUUAUUAUCUAUUAAAAAAGCAUGUUGUCACAUGGGUCCUGGAAGUGAUUGCAAGAGCAGCAGUUUGUUUCAUUUCGUAGGUAUCUUAAUCGAGGACUAAGCUUGCAGUACUGGCUUUUGCUCCAAGGCAAAUGGACGUGUGAUCACAAUCAUUUUGAAUCCCUUUUUUUUCUAAGAAAAUAAACAUUUUACUGUUUUUAUGUA
Messenger RNA from Ornithorhynchus anatinus (platypus), 1531 nucleotides. RefSeq names its product chromosome 16 C1orf21 homolog (gene C16H1orf21). Lineage: Eukaryota; Metazoa; Chordata; Mammalia; Monotremata; Ornithorhynchidae. The record is from RefSeq and is a predicted model, not a curated record. Bases 442 to 807 code for a protein of 121 amino acids. The transcript has 7 exons.